AAAAUGUUCAGAGGGUAGCCGUCACUCCCAUCCCUCUUUUCCCUCUCUUCCUCACGCUCCACUCCCCUCACCAGCAACUGGCGGCCAGCAGCAGCCCACUGCCACCACGGCACCACCAGAAGCAGCCCCUUCCACCCUACUCUAGCAGCAGGCGGCUGUAGGCCCUCCUAAGAGCAGCUCUGCUGCGUUUUUCCUCCUCCAGCCGUGGAGGCUGCCCACACGACCACCAAUUGUGGUCCACCACCACACACGUGAGCCACCACCACAAGGACCACCCAUCUCUUGGUCCACUUCUUAGUCUCACUCUUUGUGCUCAUUUCAUAAGAGGAAAGUAGAACUUUAAUUGGGUGAUUUUUGUGACUUUUAGUCGUGCAGUGAUGCUUACAGAUUAGUAUAUGGGAUGACUGGAAAAGUUUCGGCCCAAGGAGCGGCAUUGAUGAUAUCUCAGCAUAGCAUCACCUCCCUCUCCCAGCCUUUCCACCCUCCUCAGUUCUUCUCAUUCUCUCGUCCUAAAUUUCUCCAAAAUCCCUCACUUUUCCGCUCCUCAUCGCCCGUCACAAGUGCCAAUGGCCUCCAAUUCCGCCGCAAACUCCUCUAUCUCGAAUCCCUAAACAUCAACUCUCUGAAGGCCCUAAGCAAAAACCCCCAAUUCCGCUCCUCAUCUCUCCAAAGUUUGAAGUCCAUUGAGAAUUGCCUGUCCUCUUUUGGUAUUCCUCGCUCUUCACUAGGUCGCAUUUUCGAUAUGUUUCCCCAACUCCUUACUUCUGACCCUCACCUCCAUCUCUACCCAGUUUUUGAUUUCCUCAUCAACGAAGUUGAAAUUCCUUUCCCGGAUGUUGGCAAGUCCAUUAUUCGAUGCCCUAGAUUGCUCGUUUCUAGCGUUGACUUUCAAUUGCGCCCUACCCUGUUGUUCUUGCGAAGAUUAGGAUUUGUAGGGAGGCAUAAAAUUGAUUGCCAUACCUGUGUUUUGUUGGUUUCCAACGUCGAGAAUACCUUGGUUCCUAAGCUUGAUUUCUUGAAAAGUCUAGGCUUUUCAGAUUUUGAGGUGGCGAAGAUGGUCAUCAGGUCACCCGGGCUGCUAACGUACAGUAUCGAAAACAACUUGAAACCCAAAGUAGAGUAUUUUGUGAAAGAAAUGAAAAGAGAUUUAAAAGAAAUCAAGCAGUUUCCACAAUAUUUUUCGUUUAGUUUGGAGGGAAAGAUUAAGCCGCGACAUAGACAGUUGAUGGAAAAUGGAUUUUCCAUGUCAGUUAGGGAUAUGCUGAAGGUUAGCGAUGGCGAGUUUGGUGUUCGGAUGCUUGAGAUGAGAUUUCAGCUUAUUGAUCAAUUGUAGUACAUUGUGCUAAUAGUUAGACAUUUGAUACAUGUAGGAUCAGAUAUGUAUAUUUUACCUCAAAUCAUUAGUGCGAAAAUGCACCCUUGGUUAUAGUCGCAAACGGCUUCUGCGGUAAAUGCAAAUUGUUUCAUGGUUGUCUUAGCCUAUAUUUCAUCGGGAUAUGUUAUGAAGCGAUAUUUAGCGCUAUGUCUCAAAUAUAAACCUUUCCAUUGAAGCAGUAUUAUGUUCGAGAAUCAACAAUUGACAUUCAAUGUGUAAUUUGUCGCUGGUUGUAUAAUAUCUUAUAUUUCAGUCGGAAUACGGUGAUGAAGGCGAUAUUUAGCACUAUGUCUCAUAUAUAAACCUUUCCUUUGAAAGGGUAUUAUGUUUGAGAAUCGACAUUCAAUGUGUAAUUUGUCACAUGUUGUAUAAUAUCCUUUUUUGGGAUAGCAUGAAGUAUAAAUUUGUUCUUCAAUACCAUGAGUCAGUAUACAUUUGUACUUCAAUACCUUGAGUCCUGUAUCGACUUAUCAACUUAUAGUGUAGCUUGAUUAUCCUGUGAUUUUGUAUUAGUUCGGUCAAUAAGUUAAUUCAUAAACUA
Amaranthus tricolor (Joseph's coat) is the source of this 1916-nucleotide messenger RNA. Its product is annotated as transcription termination factor MTEF1, chloroplastic. Lineage: Eukaryota; Viridiplantae; Streptophyta; Magnoliopsida; Caryophyllales; Amaranthaceae. The record is from RefSeq and is a predicted model, not a curated record. Gene Ontology annotation, molecular function: double-stranded DNA binding. Gene Ontology annotation, biological process: regulation of DNA-templated transcription. Bases 401 to 1333 code for a protein of 310 amino acids. The transcript has 3 exons.